AUGCCGGGGCCGCAGCUCAAGAUGCUGGAGCUGUUCGACGCGGGCGUGGUGGAGGUAGACCCUAGGAACGCCUUGGAGGAGAUUGUUUUUUUUUUCGCGCGGCGCAAAGACCACGGGCUUCGCUUGAUCGCCGACGCCCGCGCUGCUAACCUUCACUUCGUCGAGCCUGCCUACGCCGAGCUCGCCAGCCCGGAGGCCCUCGCCGCUAUCGAGUACGACGGGCCCGACAUGAUCGGUUUCUGUUCUGGGGACGUCGAGGUGUGCUUUUACCAGUAUGAGCUGCCUGAGUGGGCGAGGCGGUGCUUCACCUUGCCCGCGAUCAAGGCUCAGUACUUGCCUGCUGCGCUUCGUGGUCGGUUGGGUCUGGCUCGCGAUGCGCCGGAGCUCAAGUGCAGGUUCCGCGUCGCGCCGAUGGGCUGGAGUUGGGCGGCCCACCUGACGCAGCAGGGCCACCUGCACGUCAUGGGGAGAGCGCUCCAGAGUGGCCGCUGGGUUCUUGACCAGCGGGCGGGCAUUGACCUUCGGCGCGAUGACGCGAAGGCGCUCUAUAUCGACAACUUCGCCGUCGCCUCCGUCGACCAGGUGCGCGCCGAGGGGGCCGCCCAGGUUACGCGUGGGGCGCUGGCCGAGCUCGGGGUCGUCAGCACCAUCGAGGCGUGCGACGGCAGCAAGGCCGAGCUGCUGGGGUGCGAGCUGGACCGGACCACUGGCCGAUGGCGCAUCAAGCCUAAGCGUUUUUGGCAGCUCAUGGGCGCUCUCGACUACCUGCUUGAGGCCAAGGGCAGGAAGGUCACAGGGCACGAGGUUGAGUGCGUCCUGGGGCGCAUCGUGGCCGCAUGCAUGCCGGGGCGAGGGUCGCUAGCCUUGCUUUCCGCCUGCUACGCCUCCGCAGAGACCUCUGGCCUGAAGCGCCAGCCGCUGUGGCCCAGCGCCCGACGCGAGCAAUUCUGGGCACGCUCGCUGCUGCCUUGCAUCGUCGGCGAGAUGGGCAAGGCCUGGUCCUCGACGGUCACCGCCUACGACGCCUCACCUUGGGGCUACGGCGUCGUCGAGACGGAGUGGGGGCCCGCUGCCGCUGAGGUGGCGCAGGCUCCGGGCGCCGCCCUGAUCCUGACCGGUCGGGCGUCGGAGUUCCCCGGGAUCAGCGCGAGGGCCCUGACCGAGGCCACCUGGCGCGUGGUGGGCCGCGGGCGCUGGAGGCGGCGCGAGGCAACCCACUGCCUCGAGGCCGCCUCUGUCUGCUGGGCCGCGAGGCGCAUGGCUAAGCACGCCCGGCGGCAUGGCCGGCGCCACCUCGUUCUGGGAGACAACAUGUCGGUCACCUUUGCACUGGCAGAAGGAAGAGCUUCGGAUCAUCGUCUGCUGCUUGCCUGCCGGGUCGUCUUCGCGGGCAGCGUCGCGACCGACAUCCGGCUGCGCUGUCGGCGGCUACCCUCGGAGUGGAACCCCAGCGAUCAGGCUUCUCGUCGGCGUCGGCCGCCUGGGCUCAAGCACGAGCGUGGGCGCGGGCCGCAUGCAGAGGGGGGCGCUGACGGCUCGGUCAUCGACCCCGCCGUCCACCUGGAAUUCAGGCUCAGGCCCAGCCGAAGGGAGAGGCAGUCGACCCCGCUCGGCGCGCCGAGCGACCCCAAGCUCGGACAGCGCAGCAAGGGCGCCCACCUUGGGGCGCCCGGGCUCUGGUCGGCUGCCGCCGGCCUCGCAGCGCAGGCGAGGCUGAAGACCCAGGCGAUCUACGUGGGCGCGCAGAAGGCCUUGCUCGCCUGGCUCCGCCUGCGCUGCCUCCCGGCGGGGCUGCUGCGACUGCCAAGCGAGUCGGGCCCGCCCUGCUCUGGGGAGAUCCUCGCCUUGUUCUGGGGCCCUUGCGCGCCACCUUCGAUCCCGGUCUUGCAGCAGGCGCUGAAGGGCUGGGUCCAGCGACGGCCCGAGUUCCCGCGCCCUCCGCUGCCCUGGCCGGUGGCGGCCGCUGCGGCCCGGGAGCUGCUCGACCUCAACAUGGGCAUGGCAGCGCUCGGGAUCAUGAUAAUGUUCGAGACCUACGUGCGCCCCUCCGAGCUGCUGGCGCUUCUGACCGACCACGUCGUGCUGCCCAUCCCGGGCGAGGCGGGGGCCGCCCGCUGGCUGGCCUUCGUUAUCCGGGCGCAGGAAGCGCUGGCGCCGUCCAAGACGAACGCCUUCGACAUCGGCGCGCCGCUGGACUUGGAGAGGCAGUGCUGGCUAGCCCGCUGCGUGGAGGGCACCCUCUACUCGCUGCGCCAUGGCGGCGCCAGCCACGACCGGAUCAUGGGCGCCAGGUCCUUGGCCGCCGCGCAGCAGCGCGGCGGGUGGCGCGCGUUCCGGAGCGCCUUGCGCUACGAGAAGGGCCUCGAGCUGCAGAAGCUGGGGCCAGCGCGGCUGGCGCUGCUCCGGCGAAGGUCGGCUGGCAUCGAGCUCGCCUUCGAGAGGUACUUCGGGCUGCGCUGGGGGCGACGCGCG
Prorocentrum cordatum is the source of this 2472-nucleotide messenger RNA. NCBI's taxonomy places the organism in Eukaryota, Dinophyceae, Prorocentrales, Prorocentraceae. The record is from the annotation of a GenBank genome assembly.